AUGGAAAUUGUUCUUUCCGCCGUUGCUGCUGCUCUUGCAAUAGAGGCCGGUCACGAAUGGAGGUGCAACAUAAGCGAGUGUGACCCGUCUCCAACGUUCAAAUGGACUCACAUUUUCGAGAGCUCGUUGACUGAUGUCAACCGCUUCGUCGACAGCCACGACGGUCUCCUCGCGCUCAAAUCCGUACAAACAACCGAUGCUGGACAGUACACAUGCCAAGCCACGAAUUACGUCGGCAGUUCGACAGUAACAAGAACAUUAAACAUUCAAGUUAUCCCUCCAAUUUCUUUCGUCGAAGCUAAACCGAUUGUGGUCGGUGGAACGCCGACGGUGAGAUGGAGAAUUUCUGGCAGUCGCUACAGCCAAACAUCAAGCGGCUCGUUGGUUAUCACUGAUGUCAGAGGCUCGGAUCAACGGGCAUAUGAGUGUCAAGCCGUAAAUGCUGCUGGUACCGCGUCUCGUAACGUAAACCUCAGACUGAUUUUUAAGUCGGACUCCAAUCUGCUUGUCUGA
Messenger RNA from Corticium candelabrum, 513 nucleotides. RefSeq names its product peroxidasin homolog. Gene Ontology annotation, molecular function: axon guidance receptor activity. NCBI's taxonomy places the organism in Eukaryota, Metazoa, Porifera, Homoscleromorpha, Homosclerophorida, Plakinidae. Gene Ontology annotation, biological process: homophilic cell-cell adhesion; synapse organization. The transcript has 3 exons. Gene Ontology annotation, cellular component: plasma membrane; neuronal cell body; axon. Bases 1 to 513 code for a protein of 170 amino acids. The record is from RefSeq and is a predicted model, not a curated record.